Molecule: messenger RNA, 1287 nt
Organism: Nematolebias whitei (Rio pearlfish)
Lineage: Eukaryota; Metazoa; Chordata; Actinopteri; Cyprinodontiformes; Rivulidae
Gene: tacr1a
Product: tachykinin receptor 1a
Exons: 5
Coding region: 1-1287 (428 amino acids)
Biological process (GO): G protein-coupled receptor signaling pathway; positive regulation of flagellated sperm motility
Cellular component (GO): plasma membrane; sperm midpiece
Molecular function (GO): substance P receptor activity
Source: RefSeq, a predicted model, not a curated record
AUGGAUCCAUUAUUUAACUCCUCCGAUGGGCCAAACGGGACAUUCCGCUCCAACGGAACCGGUAACGGGACGGCCUUCUGGAACCAGUUCGUGCAGCCGGUCUGGAGGAUCGUCCUCUGGGCCAUGGCCUACAGUUGUAUAGUUGUCGUAUCCGUGGUGGGCAACGUGACAGUGAUCUGGAUCAUCAUGGCGCACAAACGCAUGAGAACCGUCACCAACUAUUUCCUGCUCAACCUCGCGUUCGCCGAAGCGUCCAUGUCCGCCUUCAACACGGUGGUCAACUUCACCUACGCCGUGCACAACGAGUGGUACUUCGGCCUGGUCUACUGCCGCUUCCACAACUUUUUCCCCAUCGCCGCUGUCUUCGCCAGCAUCUACUCCAUGACGGCCAUCGCCCUGGACAGGUACAUGGCCAUCAUCCACCCCCUACAGCAGCGCAUGUCAUCCACCGAGACCAAAAUCGUAGUGGGUGUGAUCUGGGUUUUGGCUCUGCUUCUUGCCUUUCCUCAGUACUACUACUCUACUAUGGACCAGCUACCUGGAAGGGUAGUAUGCUACAUUGAAUGGCCUGAAUAUUCCUUGUGCGACUUCAAAAAGAUGUACCAUGUAUGUGUUGCCAUCCUGAUCUACUUCCUUCCUCUGCUGGUGAUGGGUUGUGCUUACCUGGUAGUGGGACUAACACUCUGGGCCAGUGAAAUCCCUGGAGACUCUUCAGACCGCUACAAGGAGCAGCUGAAUGCCAAGCGAAAGGUAGUGAAGAUGAUGAUAGUGGUGGUAUGUACAUUUGCCAUCUGUUGGCUGCCCUAUCAUGUCUACUUCCUGCUGCACCAGUUUUUCCCAAAGUUGUUUGAAGAAACCUUCAUCCAGCAGUUCUACCUGGCCAUUAUGUGGUUGGCCAUGAGCUCAACAAUGUACAACCCCAUCAUCUACUGCUGCCUCAAUGACAGGUUUCGUGCUGGUUUUAAACAAGCAUUCCGCUGCUGUCCCUGUGUCCUCCAAGGUUCCUAUGAGGGCCUUGAACUCAAGUCCACCCGCUAUCUUCAGACCCAGACAAGCAUUUACAAAGGCAGCCGAAUGGAGACCACCAUAUCUACUGUUCUUCGAGCUGGGGAAGAACCAGAACAGCUUAAAGCCAGGGGUAAAGAAGGCCAUGGACCUGGUGGGGCUAUGGCUGUGGUGAGACCACAUAUUUCAGCACUGGACCUCACAUCAAAUGAGUCAUUGUCUCGAAGCAUCUCCAAAACAGUUUCAGAGACAUCAAGUUUUUUCUCCAGUAACAACCUGUAG